Varanus komodoensis (Komodo dragon) is the source of this 1723-nucleotide messenger RNA. It is a transcript of the gene TPGS1, whose product is annotated as tubulin polyglutamylase complex subunit 1. The coding region runs from base 1 to 975 and encodes 324 amino acids. Gene Ontology annotation, molecular function: microtubule binding. NCBI's taxonomy places the organism in Eukaryota, Metazoa, Chordata, Lepidosauria, Squamata, Varanidae. The record is from RefSeq and is a predicted model, not a curated record. Gene Ontology annotation, biological process: protein polyglutamylation. The transcript is spliced from 2 exons.
AUGGCCGAUGUGGGCUCAGGUGACACCCCAGCAAAGCGAUCUCUGAUUGGCUGGCCACUGAGCGGAACUGGAGGUCGACGGGCCCAAAGCCAAGAUGGCGGCGGGCGGGGAGCGCCCUCGAGCAAAAUGGCGGCCAGCGAGAAGCGGCGGCUGGCCCUGGCGCCCGCCGCCCCGGCCGCCCCGGCCGCCGGCGGCCCCGAGGCCGAGGCAGAGUUCCUGCGGCAGGCCGGCGUGACCGACAUGGUGCGCGAGGCCCUGAUGAAGGUGCUCGAGGCCCGGCCGGAGGAGCCGAUCGCCUUCCUGGCCGGCUACUUCGAGAAGCUGGCGCAGAGCAGCGCCGAGGCGGACGAGGCCGCGGCGGACGGCGGCGACCCGCAGCGGCAGCUCCGGCUGCGCCUCGACCGGGCUUCGUGGUUCUUGGGCCUGGCCCACCAUGCCCACAGGUCGGCCUUUAACAACAACGUCAGCAUGGCCUACGACACCCUGGCUGCCGGCGGGAGGCGGAAGAAGCCAGGGGUCACCGGGAAGCUCUACAGCGAGGUGCUGAGGCAGCUUUGCCACGAGAGGGGGGUCCCCGAAGAGAUCACACUCUCCCUGCUGCAGAAAGUCGCGUGCCGGGAGAACGAGGUCGUGCUCUGCGACGUCUUCCGCUACGGGGCCCUGACCUGCCUGGUCCUGUGCGAGUUCUUGGCCAAGGUGGACACCCUGUAUGAUGCACUGGGCAGCGGCACCAGUGGGGCAGACAAGAGGGUCUGCCUGGCGGCCCUGGGCACUCUGGAAGACGCCCUCCACGCCUCCCAUGCCUCCGCCCCCGCCCGCUACUUGGAGGCCGGAUCCAAGCUCAGGCCAGACCGCUUGGCUUUGGCCAUGGACAGAGCGCUGGGCGAGAGGAAGGCAGGAGAGGCCCUGGAGAAGGCCGAGUUCCUGCAGAGAGCAUCAGCCAUCUUUCUUGCGAAACUGAAACCUGUGGGCUAAACCUGGUCGUGGGACAGACAUUGACAUUUCCUGUUCACCUGCAGCUAGGAUUGGGAGGCAGGUUGAGGCCGCCUGUUUUGCGUCUUUUGGCAGUGGGUGAAUGUGGGACGAGGGAUCCAGAUGGGCUAAGAGUGGCUCAGCUUCCCUGUUGUUGUUGGUGUUGGUGUUGUUAAUUUAUUUUUAACACAUAAAAUGCAUAGAAAAUAAUGUACAAUAAAAAACUAAUAUAAGCAUAAUAAACUAAAUGAACAAAAUAAAGUUGCCAAGAGAAUUAUAAACAAACGCAACCCAUAUAUUGCAGCCCCCAAAACUGAUUCUCUUCCUCUCUUCCCAUGCUCUAUGAGAGUUUGCAAAAAAGAAAGAAAAACCCAUUGUUCUAUACAUCAACAUUUUCUAAUCAGUUCAAAUUCUACUGCUUUCCUUUUUCCUUUCCAGCUCCCCUGAACUUCCAUUAAUCACACGAAGCACAAUAAAAUUUCCAUUUGUCAUUAAAUUAUUCUAAUGAUCUUCUGUCUGCACAAUUAGUUAGCUUUGUCUUUGUCGUCACUGCAUAUUUGGCUAAUCUAUUUCUCCAUUCUUCAAUGCUUGGGGGGCUCCGGUGAUUUCCAUUUUGAAGCUAUUGUGAUUCUUGCUGCCAUGGUUAUACUUCAAUAAGUCUGACUUUUUUUUGAAGCAUCUCUGGCAUGAUAUUCAAAAACUUGUUCUUGGGUCUCAUAGGAAACUUAAUUUUAAAGAUUUCCUGCAUGUA